Messenger RNA from Lactuca sativa (garden lettuce), 595 nucleotides. RefSeq names its product valine-tRNA ligase (gene SAMBA). Lineage: Eukaryota; Viridiplantae; Streptophyta; Magnoliopsida; Asterales; Asteraceae. Gene Ontology annotation, molecular function: anaphase-promoting complex binding. The record is from RefSeq and is a predicted model, not a curated record. Gene Ontology annotation, biological process: negative regulation of organ growth.
GUAAUAUUUUAGUUCGGAAUUUGGGAUAUCUAUUGAAGGGAUUCAGAUGAAAUUAAAAUCCCCAACAAAGUUUUACUUCAGUUCGUUUGAAAAUCGAGAACAGAGCCGAUGAGCAACAGUUCACUGACGUCAUCACCGGCGAGGUCGUCGAUAUCGACGACGGCGAUAAUAGGAGCCAACGUUAUGUCUUCAUCACUAGCCGCCGAUGAGGUCCAUUUCUCAACCGAUCUCAUUACUAUCCAAGAUCGUAAAGACGAGGCUCUUCGAGCUUUGAAAUCUGAUUUGAUGGCUUCACUGAACAAGGAAGUAAGAAUGUUGGAUGAAGAUAGUUGGAUGUUUGAAGGACCUCGUUCACGUAUUCACCUUAUUUCACGCCCAGGUGGUCUUGUUACAAAGCAUGCAGAAACAAUGAAGCAUAAGCUGGCUGCUCAGAAAAGGCAUCAGAAUAAUGUAUCUUCAUUCAAGUAGAAGACUUUGUAUUCGGUGGCUGCAUAUUAUUAGCAGUAUAUUCAUUCAACUCAAGUUGCAGUUAAUUUGGUUUGGGUUUUUAACCAUUAUUUGAUAUAUAUAUAUAUACAUAAAUGUUGGCCAUUUA